AACCGGGCGCAGAUUGCCCCUAGCCCUCCCCUACUUCUCCCCGCGCCCUGCCACCCCGGAUGUGCGGGAGGAGAAAAGCCCGAGGUGGUCCCAGGUCGCAGCGAGGCCGAUGACCCCCCAACCAGGCCACCAUGGUGACCAGAUGUCCAGGCAGGCUCCUGGGCACCGUGUAGCCCUGCGUGCUUGGGGCCCCUCGGAGUCCGCCGCUGCCACCCCCUGCUCCCGCUGCAGCCCCUGUGCAGGAGCCUGCCACCCCCGGGAAUGUGACUCGCUCUUCGAUUUAAUUUUAUUCCCUUCCACUUCUCGCCUGAGCAUCCUGCUCCUCCUCUAACCACGUUGAGCCUUCUCUGCUGGAGAGGCAGAGAGAGAGAAGGGAAACUGCCUUCAGACAGGAUGGCUUGCAGAAGACGCUAUUUCGUCGAGGGCGAGGCACCCAGCAGCGAGACCGGCACGUCCCUGGACAGCCCCUCGACCUACCACCAGGGCCCCUUAGCGCCCGGCUCCAGCCUGAGCCCGGACCACUACGAGCACACGUCGGUGGGGGCCUAUGGGCUGUACUCCGGGCCUCCGGGGCAGCAGCGCACACGGCGGCCCAAGCUGCAGCACUCGACCUCCAUCCUGCGCAAGCAGGCCGAGGAGGAGGCCAUCAAGCGCUCCCGGUCUCUCUCUGAGAGCUAUGAGCUCUCCUCGGACCUGCAGGACAAACAGGUGGAGAUGCUAGAACGGAAAUAUGGGGGGCGCCUUGUGACCCGCCAUGCAGCCCGCACCAUCCAGACAGCCUUCCGCCAGUACCAGAUGAACAAGAACUUUGAGCGCCUACGCAGCUCCAUGUCAGAGAACCGUAUGUCCCGCCGGAUUGUGUUGUCCAACAUGAGGAUGCAGUUCUCAUUUGAGGGGCCCGAGAAGGUGCACAGCUCCUACUUCGAGGGGAAGCAAGUCUCAGUGACCGAUGACGACUCGCAGCUGGGGGCUCUGGUGCCCCCUGAGUGCGGUGACCUUGGCCAGCCACCCACUCUCAAGUCUCCAGCCCCAUCCAGUGACUUUGCAGAUGCCAUCACGGAGCUGGAAGACGCCUUUUCCCGGCAGGUGAAGUCACUGGCCGAAUCCAUCGACGAUGCCCUCAACUGCCGCAGCCUGCACGCUGAGGAGGCACCGGCCCCAGAUGUGGGGCGGGCCCGGGACAUGGAGCCCAAGCCGGCCCUGCACAGUGGGGACCACCACAGAGGGGAUGCAAUGACGGCCUCGUACAGCGAUGUCACCCUGUACAUCGAUGAGGAGGAGCUCUCGCCGCCCCUGCCAUCUGCACAGACAGGGCACCGGCCCCCCAGUGCUGAGUCGGACCUGCGGCUGCGGGCUGGGGCUGCUGCCCAGGACUACUGGGCCCUGGCUCACAAGGACGACAAGGGUGACACAGACACCAGCUGCCGGAGCACGCCAUCGCUGGAGCGGCAGGAGCAGCGGCUGCGGGUGGAGCACCUCCCUCUGCUCACCAUCGAGCCGCCCAGCGAUAGCUCUGCAGACCUCAGCGACCGCUCGGACCGCGGCUCGCUCAAGAGGCACAGUGCCUACGAGCGUGGCCUUGGUGGGCAGCAGGGCAGCCCCAAGCACGGCCCCCACGGUGGCCACCCCAAAGGACUCCUCCGGGAGGAGCCGGACUUGCGGCCUCGGCCGCCCAGGCCCCUGGACAGCCACCUGGCCAUCAACGGCUCGGCCAACCGGCAGAGCAAGUCCGAGUCGGACUACUCGGACGGGGACAAUGACAGCAUCAAUAGCACAUCCAACUCCAACGACACCAUCAACUGCAGCUCCGAGUCCUCGUCCCGUGACAGCCUGCGGGAACAGACGCUCAGCAAGCAGACCUACCACAAGGAGACCCGCAACAGCUGGGACUCGCCUGCCUUCAGCAACGACGUCAUCCGCAAGAGGCACUAUCGCAUCGGCCUCAACCUCUUCAACAAGAAGCCUGAGAAGGGCAUCCAGUACCUCAUUGAGCGUGGCUUUGUGCCCGACACGCCAGUGGGGGUAGCCCACUUCCUGCUGCAGCGCAAGGGCCUCAGCCGGCAGAUGAUUGGCGAGUUCCUGGGCAACCGGCAGAAGCAGUUCAACCGCGAUGUUCUGGACUGUGUGGUGGACGAGAUGGACUUCUCUGCUAUGGAGCUGGAUGAAGCCCUCAGGAAGUUCCAGGCACACAUCCGGGUCCAGGGAGAGGCUCAGAAGGUGGAGCGGCUCAUCGAGGCAUUCAGCCAGCGGUACUGCAUCUGCAACCCUGGGGUGGUGCGGCAGUUCCGGAACCCGGACACCAUCUUCAUCCUGGCCUUUGCCAUCAUCCUGCUCAACACGGACAUGUACAGCCCCAGCGUGAAGCCCGAGCGCAAGAUGAAGCUGGAAGACUUCGUCAGGAACCUGCGAGGGGUGGACGAUGGCGAGGACAUUCCCCGGGAGAUGCUGAUAGGAAUCUAUGAGCGGAUACGCAAGCGGGAGCUGAAGACCAACGAGGACCACGUGUCCCAGGUGCAGAAGGUGGAGAAGCUCAUCGUGGGGAAGAAGCCGAUCGGAUCCCUGCAUCCUGGGCUUGGCUGUGUGCUCUCCCUGCCCCACCGGCGGCUGGUCUGCUACUGCCGGCUCUUCGAGGUUCCAGACCCAAAUAAGCCCCAGAAACUUGGACUGCACCAGCGAGAAAUCUUCCUGUUCAACGACCUUCUGGUGGUCACCAAGAUCUUCCAGAAAAAGAAGAACUCGGUGACGUACAGCUUCCGACAGUCCUUCUCCCUGUAUGGCAUGCAGGUCCUGCUCUUCGAGAACCAGUACUAUCCCAACGGCAUCCGGCUCACGUCGGCAGUCCCUGGAGCAGACAUCAAAGUGUUAAUAAACUUUAAUGCUCCCAAUCCUCAAGACCGGAAGAAGUUCACUGACGACCUGCGGGAGUCCAUUGCAGAAGUGCAGGAGAUGGAGAAGCACAGGAUAGAGUCGGAGCUCGAGAAGCAGAAGGGCGUUGUGCGGCCCAGCAUGUCUCAGUGCUCCAGCCUCAAAAAGGAGUCUGGCAACGGGACACUGAGCCGGGCCUGCCUGGAUGACAGCUACGCCAGCGGGGAGGGCCUCAAGCGUGGCGCCCUGAGCAGCUCCCUGAGGGACCUCUCAGAAGCGGGGAAGCGAGGGCGUCGCAGCAGUGCGGGAUCGCUAGAGAGCAAUGUGGAAGGGUCCAUCAUUAGCAGUCCUCACAUGCGCCGGAGAGCUACAUCAACACGAGAAUGUCCAUCUCGCCCACAUCAGACUAUGCCUAACUCCUCCUCCCUCCUGGGCUCCUUAUUUGGGAGUAAGAGAGGGAAGCCCCCUCCCCAGGCCCACCCGUCUUCAGCCCCUCCCCAGCCACCCCCACACCCACCAGGCCUGCCCCACCCACUGCAUGCAGUGCCUGGCCAUCACCAGGGGCCCGCCGAGGGCCUGCCGCAGGCCCAGGUGCAUGGGCACCACACCCAGUACUGCCACAUGCAGCAGAACCCACCCCCCUACCACCACCACCACCACUACCACCCGCCCCAGCACAUCCAGCAUGCACAUCAGUACCACCACGGCCCCCAUGGGGGCCACCCACCCUACGGGGCCCACGUGCACAGCCACCCACCGCUGCCCUCAGCCCAUGUGGGCCACGCAGUGCACCACCAUGGGCAGCCCCCCGCCCCACCGCCCCCCACCAGCAGCAAGGCCAAACCCAGCGGCAUCAGCACAAUUGUGUAGACAGCGUGAGCGGGGUCCCUGACUCCCUGGAGCAGCUGUACACCACACAGAGGCACGCCCAGGGGUGGGCAGCCUCACACCAGACCCAGGGCACUUUCAAUUCCGUCUCUCCCCUGCUCCCCAAUGGCCUGGAUGGAGCCCCUGAUCCCACAGGGCUUACAGGGAGCAAAGCUCCCGAAAUUUAGUGUUGCACCCCAGGCUCCAUCCACCUUGACCUGGGGGGUGGGCCUCGGCCCCCACUGGCCCUGAGACAGUGCUGCCGGGCACGCAGGUGUCAAACUGCUCCGCCACCCCCCACCUCAGCUCUCUGCUCCCUAAUCAUACAUGCGUAUGAAAACCCAGCCUAGGAAGAGAAGAAAUGAGACACAAAAACCAGAGACAGAACAAAACAACACAAAACAAAAAACCGAAACUUGCUGCAUUAUUGCCCUUUUAUUGACAAUGGGCAAAAAAUUAAGUAGACCUGAUAUGGUUGAUGAAAAUACAUAAGCAAACUUUAUAUAAUAUAAAUAUAUAAAUAUAUAAAUAUAUAUAUAUAUACUGUAUAGGUAGUAUUUGUGUGUGGAAAGCAAAUGUUUCAGUCCACAAAAUUAGCAAUAUAGACUUUACAAGGAGCUCCACUUAACUGAUAGGAAGACAGCACCUUAGGUGAAUGUGUGAGAGACUAGACCAAAAUCUUAAAUGCUAGGAAAAUAUUCAGAUACUUCCAUAUUUUCAUAAAAAGAGAAGUCCCCGUAGGACUGGCUAAAAAUCUUUACGCAAUCAUUUCUAACUGUGCCAAGUAACAGCAUCUAACUGUUUAAAAAGCCCAAUAUUGCUUUGUAUAAAUCCUUAUUUUAUUAACAGAAUAUUAUCAUAAAUAAUCAGUAUUAUAACUGCUCUGUUAUUUCAGGUGAGCAAGUAGAUAAAAUGCAGUAAACUCUACAGUAGCAACUCAGGAUGGCCAGUUAAGACCUGGUCGUCUUUGAAUAUUGGUUACACAGAUUCUUAGACACUUUAAUGGCUGCAAUAACUGUGAACUUCCAUGAUCCAUAUUUCUUUGAUCUGCAUAUGAUUUAAUGCACACUCAUUCAGUCCUCUGAAAGGGGCCCCCAUACACGGCAGAAGUAUUCAUCUCCAGCAUGGAAACGACCAACUCAUCCUCGUCUCCCCAACACCAUAACUUACUCAUCCUGUUUCCAACCACAACAGGCAGAAGCCCCUGAGCGUGUUUCCACCAGGAACCACUCUCGAACCCAAAGGCUGCUUCUAGCAUUUAGUGACCCAGGGUGGUGUGUGUGCUUCCCGUUUUGUUUUCUGAGUGGUAGCCGUGAUCAUCCUGAUUCCAUGUAGCCGUGUGCUAGCACAGCCCCGUGUCGUCACCGUGGCCCAUCUGACCCCGGCCGGCGAGUGCCCAGCCCUCACCAGCGAAGCCCCCUGCUGCCCUCUCAUGGUCCAGUUAGCUGCCAGGGCAUCACAUGACUCUCAGCUGUGCUCUUGUCGCUUCCGUGUUGUGGUGACACCAUCUGCUCCCCUGGGGCCUGGCGCUGCACACGUCUGGUUCUGUGCCUGAGUCACCCAUGGGCCAUACUUUGUAGUUUCAGCCUUUCGAGCCACUGCAGCCACCAGUGCUAUGCUCCUAAGCCAUGGGACCCGAGGACUGCCCCACGGCACCUGCCCAGGCGGAGAGCCCUUUCAGAAAGGGCGAAGCUAAUGCAGGACUCUGCAGGCCGCGGGUGCACACUCCGCAGAUGGUGUGGCGAGCCAUGGCCGGACGGCAGGACGACAGAGGGAGCCCACCCCGGCAGGCCGGCCAGGGGUUCUGCCCACGUCCCUCCCUUCCCCCGCCUUUGUCAUAUCAUUGAGGUUAUCAUACCAGCAAAUCUGCAAACCGAGCACUUUGUUAAUCUCCACAGAGAGCGAAUACAGCAAUCUAGAGUUUAGCCUUUUUUAAAAAGAAGUGUGACUUUCUUCUGCCCACCUUUAUCUUCCUAUCGGUGGGUUUCCCCUCUUGGGCAUCUGCUCAAAAAGGGAGAGAGUGAAAAGCACGGGAAUGUGUGAUGUGGUCCAGGCCGGGCUGGUGGGAGGCUCCCGGGUCCACUGACUCCUAAAUCCUUGGGUUUUCCUUCAAAGUCAGGCUCCCCGAGGCAUUCUCCGUCUUGCAGUUGACAGGAUGUUGUUCUGCCAAGCAAAAGUCAGAUUGUAUUGCAUGUCAUCCGGCGUCCGUCGUGUGAGGCCACACUCUAUGUAUCGUAUAUUUGCAAAAUAUAUCAGUGUUACUGUUGACAAAUAGUUGAAGUAAAGUGAUAACAUUGAAUAUGUUGGCUCUUCUUCACUCUCUGUACCAAUCGUAGAGUCUAACUGUAAACUUGCGGUUGUUCCAGAAAAGAUGCAGGCUGUUUGGUACAAGAUCGCCUUCUGAAAGGAUAGUCACUGAUGCAAAACAGAACCAAGAAAAUGAACAAUAAAGCCAAUAGGGAAGGAAAUGGGGAGCUCUCUUUCCAUUGCUGUCCUGUGUGCUCUGAAGGCCAUGCAGCGCCCACCUCCAAAAUGGUCCUUAGUGUGUCCUGAAGCUUUGUUGGGUGCCCCAGGGCCAGAUCUAAUGAAAGGGAGCUUCUUGGACAAAUUCAGUUUCUCCCCAUGUUUCCAACUUUGUUACAGAGUAUGGGGUUUCUUCAUUCUGUGUGCUUUAUGAACUUAUGGGAAGUGUUUCCAGGGGAAACAUUGUUCCAUUGAGGAGGCUGGAGCCACACUGUCCAUAUCUUGUUUGGGAAGCAAAGGCCUCUGAUAAACUGGUGUCUCCCAUUUCUGUUCAUGGAACUGUUCACUGUAGAUCCCAACCUGUCACGGAGUCACAGCUGUGGGGAACUAUCCUUCACCGCCCCACCCUCAGGGUAGGAGGCAGGAGGCUGAGUGCAACCGAGAUGUUUGUGCCCACCUUUCUUACUGUCAGGACAUGCUUGGGGCAUUUCUCCCAAGUCACACAGAUUUUUUUCAGUUAUAUAAUUUCUACAGGGGCAGGAGACCCUUAGAAGAAGUGACUGAUAGCAUCACAAAAAUCUUUUCUGGGACAACAAAUCAUGUAUUUGUAUUUUUUUUAAGUUUACAAAUGAAUUGUACAACAAUGUAAAAAUAAAGUUCAUCCUAAUAUGAUGUGCACAUCUUGCUUAAAAAUGUCUUCAGUCAUCCAGUAUAGAGCAGUUUUUCCAUCAUGCACUGCAUGCAGCAGAAGCCUCUUGUUUUUCUUUAAAAUGAGCUGAAAAGACAGUCAGCAGAUAUUUAAACAUGAUCCUAGGUGUUGACUCAGCAUUCCAUACGAAACUGUGUCUCUACAGGUAAGCAUGCAUUUUACAGUUUCGUUGUAAAAUAUCAUCACCCUUCCUGCCUGAAAAAUGAGUAACUUUGUAACUAUUUUAAAUAACAAUAACCAAGGAAACAGAUUGCAAAAUGAAUCAGCGUGAGGUGGGGGUGGUGAGAGGGACAAGCAGGAGGAGCUAUGUAACUUGGACCUUGCGUGCACAUUAGUGUAACUCUGUCUGGUCAUGCUGAGGUUGUGUGCAGUACCCAUCUCUUGGUAACUGUUAUUCACCUUCAAGUUGUUUUAAAUUAUUAGAAUCAGGUCUUGAAUGCAGACUGUUCAAAGACUUCAAGUGACACAUUGCUCACAAGAAGCCUGGCACCCACUGUGUAACUUUGGGGAAGAAAGGAGUGCUUUUGUUUUAAUAUGCAUUCUGUUUGUGAGUAGUAACAGACUCUAUUGAUGUAAAACCAUAGCUGUGAUCAUGUGGAGAAAUCAAAUAAAUCCUUUAAAACUCU
Manis javanica (Malayan pangolin) is the source of this 7530-nucleotide messenger RNA. It is a transcript of the gene IQSEC1, whose product is annotated as IQ motif and Sec7 domain ArfGEF 1. Gene Ontology annotation, biological process: regulation of ARF protein signal transduction; actin cytoskeleton organization. Lineage: Eukaryota; Metazoa; Chordata; Mammalia; Pholidota; Manidae. Gene Ontology annotation, molecular function: guanyl-nucleotide exchange factor activity. The record is from RefSeq and is a predicted model, not a curated record.